UCUCUUUGUCAACUCUAAUUAAUCUUAAAUUUAUUAUUCUUAUCCAACUCUGGAAUAAAAGUCUCUUGAGAUUAUAUGAAUCUUCAAACACUAGCAUUAUUUAUAGUAAAGACUAGUGAAUAUUUAUCACUAGUUGCUUAUUGAUUUAGAGUUGAAAAACCAAAGAGAAAACCAUUUUUCUUGUAUUUGUGGUGUUAUAUCAAAAUGUCACCAUUUUCAAUUGAUUUCUUGUCAACAAGAAGGUCAAAUCUCCAGAGUUUCCUUCAAUCUGUGACACCCAUUGUCACUUCAAAACCUCUACCAAGGAGUAACAUGGAUGAAAGUAGCACGUGGACUUCAAAUGGUGAUGAAUAUUUCACACUUGGAGAUUUGUGGGAUUGUUAUGAAGAAUGGAGUGCAUAUGGUGUUGGUGCUCCUAUUUCUUUAAAAGAUGAGAGUGUUGUACAAUAUUAUGCUCCUUAUUUAUCUGCCAUUCAGAUUUACACAAUCAGAUCACCUUCUACAUUGAGAAACUCAUGUGGAGAAGAAGUAGAUGGCACUGAUUUUGAGAUGGAGUCUUGGAGUGAUGCAAGUGACAGUACGGACAAGCUCUCAAGGUCUUUAAGUAAUAACUCCAUUUCUGCAGAUUCAUGUGUUGAGGUGGAGGUUUCAAGAGAUCGCUUGGGCUAUCUCUAUUUUCAGUAUUCCGAGAUAUGCACUCCUUAUUGGAGAAUUCCCUUUGCAGACAAGAUCUUUGAAUUAUCUCAGAAUUAUCCUGGACUCGCUACACUAAAGAGCACUGACUUGUCUGCUGCAAGUUGGAUGGCUGUUGCUUGGUAUCCAAUUUACCAUGUUCCAAUGAAACGAAUUGUUAAAAAUGUCUCGGCAAGCUUUCUUACUUACCACACAUUGUCGUCAUCUUUCCAAGAUGCUGUAGAAGAAAAUUUCGAUAGCGGGAUUCGUCUUAGUCCAUUUGGAUUAGCUGCAUACAGGAUGCAAAAUGAUAUAUGGAUAAACUCAGAUGCACAAGAUUAUGAAAAACUAAAUGAUCUUCAGAGUGCUGCAGAUUCAUGGCUGAAGCAGCUUUCCUUUCACCACCAUGACUACAAUUUCUUCACUUCACAUAAUAACAUAGAGCUUGGUUUCCCGUUUUGAACUCAUUUACAGCCUAGCUCAGGUUAUGUUUAUUAUCUUGUUUUCUUAAAGAAACUGAAAUUUAUGUACCCUCUUUCUAUUCAUGUCGUUUUCUCCAAGAAACUGAAAUUGCUGCACCCUCUUUCUAUUUAUGUGAAAAUACUUUUGAUGGAAGAGAGUUAUUAACACCUAUUUCCCUUUA
This is a messenger RNA of Nicotiana attenuata, 1315 nucleotides long. RefSeq lists its product as uncharacterized. NCBI's taxonomy places the organism in Eukaryota, Viridiplantae, Streptophyta, Magnoliopsida, Solanales, Solanaceae. The record is from RefSeq and is a predicted model, not a curated record. The coding region runs from base 205 to 1134 and encodes 309 amino acids. The transcript is spliced from 6 exons.